This is a messenger RNA of Xenopus laevis (African clawed frog), 5136 nucleotides long. RefSeq names its product RAB3 GTPase activating protein catalytic subunit 1 L homeolog (gene rab3gap1.L). The transcript has 25 exons. The record is from RefSeq and is a predicted model, not a curated record. Gene Ontology annotation, molecular function: GTPase activator activity. Gene Ontology annotation, cellular component: endoplasmic reticulum; cytoplasm; Golgi apparatus. Bases 78 to 3035 code for a protein of 985 amino acids. NCBI's taxonomy places the organism in Eukaryota, Metazoa, Chordata, Amphibia, Anura, Pipidae.
UCGCCUUUCCCCUGCAAUGUUUUGCUCUAGUUCCUGUUUCCCAGCAUGCAAUGUACUGACGUCUUCACGGGCCCAAGAUGGCGGCUGACAGUGAUCCCGAGUCCGAGGUGUUUGAGAUCACAGACUUCACCACUGCGUCCGAGUGGGAAAGGUUUAUUUCAAAAGUUGAAGAGGUUUUGACUGAAUGGAAGCUAAUUGGGGAAACCUCAAAUAAACCCCCAGAAAAGGGAGAAUAUACAUCAGGAGUCUGGGAGGAGAAAGGAGAAGAGGUUUUAUUUGCAGACUUCAGAUUCUCUAUUCGUCACCAUUAUUUAGUGCAAAAGUCGAGUGAGAAAGAAGAGAAGGAAGACACUGGAGAAGAUUCCAUCCCCGUGUGCAUGCAGGAUCUGCUCUGCACCAACAACGAUUUCCCUCCUGUAGCACAUUGUCUAGUGAGAUGGUAUGGGCUACGGGAGUUUGUGGUCAUAUCGCCGGGUGCCAAUGAUGCUGUAAUUAGUGAGUCCAAGUGCAAUCUUCUCCUGAGUUCAGUUUCAAUAGCCUUGGGGAACACUGGCUGCCAGGUGCCGCUCUUUGUCCAGGUUCAUCAGAAAUGGAGGAAGCUUUACGUGGGGGAGUGUCGUGGUCCCGGAGUACGGACAGAUUUCGAGAUGGUCCAUCUACGGAAAGUUCCCAAUCAGUAUACGCAUUUAUCUGGGCUUCUUGAUAUCUUCAAAUCUAAAAUUGGAUGCCCACUGACAGCGCUGCCUCCUGUUAACAUUGCCAUUCGAUUUACUUACGUCCUGCAAGAUUGGCAGCAAUAUUUUUGGCCUCAGCAACCUCCAGACAUCGAUGCACUUAUUGGUGGUGAAGUUGGAGGACUGGAAUUUGGAAAACUUCCCUUUGGAGCUUGUGAAGACCCAAUAAGUGAACUCCAUUUAGCUACAACAUGGCCUUGUUUGACCGAAGGAAUCAUUGUGGACAAUGACGUAUACUCAGACUUGGAUCCACUUCAAGCUCCUCAGUGGUCUGUCAGAGUUCGGAAAGCAGAUAAUCCUCAGUGCAUGCUGGGUGAUUUUGUUUCAGAAUUUUUUAGACUUUGCAGAAGAAAAGAGUCUACAGAUGAACUGCUGGGGAAGUCUGCAUUUGAAGAAAAUGGAAAAGAAGGAGCAGAUAUAAGCCAAGCGCUAUCAAAACUCACUGAGCCAGCUCCAGUACCUAUUCAUAAGCUGUCUGUAACCAGCAUGGUCCACAGUGCAAGAAAGAAAAUUCGUAAGCACAGGGGAGCUGAUGAGUCACCCUUAAACAACGAUGUCCUCAAUGCCAUCUUAUUUUUCUUGUUCCCUGACACCAAAUCACUUGACGGAUCGGAAGCCAAACCUAGCACCUCCACAGGAAACAUCUCCUCACAGUCAGAGAGCGAAGACUAUAACCUGUACAGCCAGCUGAAGUCUGCACCCUCGAAUAGCCUGACAUACAAACUGGCAUUAUGUCUAUGCAUGGUCAACUUCUACCAUGGAGGAGUAAAGGGUGUGGCUCACCUGUGGCAAGAGUUUGUUCUGGAAAUGCGCUAUCGAUGGGAAAAUAAUUUCCUUAUUCCCGGGUUAGCAAAUGGAUCCCCUGAUCUAAAAUGUUGCUUGCUUCAUCAGAAGCUCCAGAUGUUAAACUGUUGCCUGGAGAGGAAGAAAGCCAGGGACGAGGGGAAGAAAGGGAACCCUUUGUACAGCUCUAGUGAGUCUUCUGUUAACAAGACAGCGAGUGACUUGUUGAGCCCAGUGGAGGCUGACAAAAGCAAAUAUGAAGUGGCCAAAUCAUGGGAUUCGUGGAGUGACAGCGAGGAAGAGUUCUUUGAGUGUCACAGUGACACGGAAGAGCUGAAAGAGAGCGGACAGGAAAGUGCAAGAAAAGCCAAAGAGGAAACAAAAGAGAAUCCAUCUCCCAAACCAGAAGGGCGCUUACAUCAGUCCGGGAACUUAAUGUUGCUCAACUCUGGGGAACCCCUUUACAUUCCUGUUACGCAGGACCCGGCACCUAUGACAGACGAUCUCCUAGAAGAGCAAUCUGAGGUAUUGGCAAAACUGGGGACCUCAGCCGAAGGAGCCCACCUAAGGGCCCGGAUGCAAAGUGCCUGCCUGCUCUCUGACAUGGAAUCCUUUAAGGCUGCUAAUCCAGGCUGCUGCUUGGAAGACUUUGUAAGGUGGUAUUCCCCCAGGGAUUAUAUUGAAGAGGAGGUAAUGGAUGAUAAAGGUAACAAGAUCUUCAAAGGAGAACUAAGUGCCCGCAUGAAAAUCCCCAAUAACAUGUGGGUGGAAGCCUGGGAAACGGCCAAGCCAAUCCCUGCCCGCCGACAACGGAGAUUGUUUGAUGAUACCAAAGAGGCAGAAAAGGUUCUGCAUUACCUUGCGGUUCAGAAGCCGGCUGACUUGACCAGGCACCUCUUGCCUUGUGUUAUUCAUGCAGCUCUGUUGAAGUUAAAGGAGGAAGAGGCAGCGGAAGACAUUCCGUCGGGCAGGAAAGCCAUAAAGCAAAUCAUCUCUCAUUCCAGCAAAGUCCUUCGUUUUCCCAGUCCCGACGACAAGAAACUGGAAGACGUCAUCAGCCAAAUCAGUAACGUGGAAGCGGCAAUUGCGAGGGCGAGAUCUCUGAAGGCGAAGUUUGCAAUUGACCGGUGUGAAAAGUCUGAGGAGAAAGAGGAUUUGGAAAAGUUUGUGAGCUGCCUGCUGGACCAACCAGAGGUUCCGAUCAUUGGAGCCGGGAGAGGAGCCGCUGGUACCAUCAUCCACAAGAUGUUUGUGCAGAGGCUGUCUGAAUCUUCCGAUGAGGCUUUGACGUUGGCCCCCGUGGAGGAGGAGCCCAAAAGAUCCAGCUCCUCAGAUGAUCGCAGACAGACAUCUGGGACAGAUUUCCCUUCUCCUGCUGGCCGAGAGCUCAUUCUACGCACCAGCGUCCCCAGACCUGCCCCUUAUUCCAAAGUGCUGCCCCAGCGCAUGUACAGCGUCCUCACUAAGGAAGAUUUCAGACUCACUGGCGCCUUCUCCUCUGAUACGUCCUUCUUCUGACGCUCUCCAGCCAAUCAGCACCCGCUACAGAUCCAUGGAUGGAAGUCCCAGGCAGCUUGUCUGUGUGAGAUGCUUUGCUCUGCUCAUCAUGACUUUGGAGAAAGCUUUGUUAGUGCACUUUGUGUCUUUAAGUGAGUUAAACAUUAAUUAUAAUCUCAUCAUGAAGGUGACCAUUUAAAGGCCAUGUAAUAUAUGUCUUUGGGAUUGGUUGGGAAACCUUGUUCCUGUUAAAGCUAAACCUGUAUAAUUCUAUUUUCUCUACUGCCCACACCCAUACUUUGUGUCAUGCCUCUUGUGCUGUGAGGAGAGUAAUACUGCACUAUGGGAGAUUGUGGCCAGUCACACUGAGGCAAUUGCUGCUUAGGCGAAUCUCCAGUAGCCUUCAUAGCCUAAGCACAAGGUUUUGUGGGAACUGCUAUUUUCAUUUAGUCAUAAGUGGGUAGAAAAUAUAGUAUUUCCCCAGGCAGCAGAGAUGGGUGCGGGUAGGGUUGCCACCUUUUCUUGGGAAAAAAUACCGGCAUUUCUAUAUAUUUAUCUUUUUCCCCCUCUUAAUAACAUUGGGAUCAACCAUCCUUUUUACCGUCCAGGCCAGUAAAAUACCGGCCAGGUGGCCAUCCUAGGUGCGGGGAGCAGAGACGGGCGCUGUGCCAGAGUUGAGACAUCUGAAUGUGCUGGAAUGAAAUGACUGCUGAAAUUAUUUAUUUUUGCUAGGGGCACCCCUUUCAGCGGCGCAGGGCUGCAGUAUUGGGGGGAGGGGUGCCUGGACUCCAUUUGUAGUAUAUCUAUAUAAUGGCAUUCCCAUGAGCUUGCUAUUGUUUUAAUGUAGUGUAAAUUUAAAGUGUUUUAAUCUGAAAGAGACACUUUUCCUGUACUGACUGCAUCCUGUAACCAGGGCCCUGAAAUCCUCUUGUAUCAGUCGGUGAGGCUCUUCUUUGUUUAUUCUUUUGUCUGUGUCUUGUCCAUCCGCUGAGCAGCCUGAUGCCAUUGUGUAAUUAAAUAAUUCAAUGGCGGAGGUGAUGCCAUCCAGCUGUAAGAAGCUUCACAGAUGUGGGGCCCAUUCUAAAGGAAACCACUCCCUAAUGUAUGUUACAUAUAAAUGAUCUGUUACUAUGAUGCACACAGGGAUACGCUGAGACAAGUUGCAAUUGGUCUGAUAUGAUCCAAUGCACCCUAGCAAUGAAGCAGUGCUUUGAAUGAGAGACUGGAUAUGAAUAGGAAAGGGGCUGAAUAGAAGGAUAAGUAAGUUAAAGUAACAAUAAAUACAAUAAUAAAACUGAAGUCUCCCUUGGCCAUAGUUUUUAUCUGGAAAUUGGCAAAAGAGGUAAUAUUUUAAAAAAAUGGAGAAAAAAAAAUCUACUAAAUAAAUAAAGACGUUGCAAAGAAUAGGACAUAUUUAAAGGUGAACUAACCCUUUAAAUAAUAUGGCAGCAGGUGUCGGUACUGAGCAGUAUCCAAUCCCGCUGUCUUCUCAACCCUCCCACUGUUCAGUCAGAGAAUGGAUUGGCUCAUAUCAGUAGUGUAAAGUAUCAUGUUGUGCCAACAAGGGCUCCACCUUAUGGACAAACUGAGUAUCACAACUUCAUGAACAAGGUAGGAGGGAACAACCAUGAGUGAAAGUCCUGCAAGUUCCAUACGCCCCAAGCUGGUAUGAGGGGGAUACAAGGGAUGUCACUUUGCCUCUGACCCCAGAGGUGUAGAUCAGUGCUAUUGUAUUAUACAUGACUAAAAUCAUAUAAGAACCAAAACUUUCUUUUCUCUUUGGUUAUUUCCCCUUUAUUAUUGCCUUCAAGCGGAGCAGCAGCCCUUCUGUUCUAAAUGUUGCUGAUGCUGCAGGGGUUGUGUUUCUAUGUGCAUAGCAUUCGGGUAUCCCCCCCCCUACACAAGCCAGAAUUGGCCACAAAGGGUUAAUGCUUUAGAGCAGUAAAAGAAUCAGAUUUGUUUCCCUGGCGAUUAGAUUGAGCCUGUAGUUGUGCUGAUUGUGAUUGGCUGCUGGCAUGUGACAGACAAGCUUGUGACCAACACUCAGCCUGCAGCUUCCAGCAGAUAAAAGCAUUUGUAUAAUGUCAGUCUGUCUGUAAGUAAUAAAACCUGUGAGCUUUAA